CAGUGCAUCACUCAAAAAACUCAGUCUCUCUCUCUCUCUCUCACUCUCAGUCCUCUUCAGCUCCGUCCUUCUCCGUCGCCGUUCCGUCGCACUCAUCCCUCUCUUCAGCUCCGUCGCCGUUCCAUCGCGUUCAUUCCCUCUCUUGAGCUCCGUCGCCGUCGGCCCUCCAUCUCGCUCCGGAGCACUUCCCGUCGCCGUCUGGUUUUCACAAACAAUUUCCAUUUAGGAAUAGGCUUGAAAAGGCUUCACAACAUAAGCUUUUAGAGAAGGUAGUUGCAUAGUGAUAUUGCAGUAUGGCUGCUGUUCCUGCUCAGCUCCCUGAUGAGUUUGGUCCUGGGCCCACUGACGAUUCGGUGUUAAGGUUUAUAAAAACACAUCGAGCGUGCGCUGUUUGGGAAGGCAAGGAUCCAGGGCCACUGAAAUGCCGCGGUCGUAAUGACGAGUUCCGAAAACGACGCCGGAUAGUGGUGGAUGAUCGUAUCGUCGACAUUGUGAAGAGAGUUGGAUUAGAGGGGCUGUAUAGGACCCCAAGUAGAGAGAUUGAUCAUAACCUGAUCACGGCCUUCGUUGAGCGAUGGCGGCCUGAAACCCACACCUUCCACCUGCCACAUGGUGAGACAACGAUCACAUUACAAGAUGUGGAGGUUCUUUUCGGGAUUCCAAUCGAUGGUGAGGCAAUUGUUGGAACAACUGACUUGACAUGGAAAGAUGGACAGCAGCUGAAUAUAGAGAGUGUUCAAGAGAGAGCUGAAUACUAUUACAGAGAACUUAUUCCCACGGCAAGAGGGACAGGUCCAGCUGGGAACUGUGAUGCCCACGUGAUGUUGCUGCUGUGGGAUGGGAGUGCUGCUGUUGGAUGGGAGUGCUGCUGUUGCUGCUGUUUUGAUGGAACUGAUGGUGGCAGUUUUAUAAAAGGAAAUCGAGUUCAAAGGACUCGGUUCCUAAGCCUGAAAAACGAGUUUGUUGAACUCGGCUUCAAAGAGUAG
Messenger RNA from Quercus lobata, 986 nucleotides. Its product is annotated as serine/threonine-protein phosphatase 7 long form homolog. Gene Ontology annotation, biological process: meristem maintenance; meristem development. Lineage: Eukaryota; Viridiplantae; Streptophyta; Magnoliopsida; Fagales; Fagaceae. The transcript is spliced from 5 exons. Bases 294 to 986 code for a protein of 230 amino acids. The record is from RefSeq and is a predicted model, not a curated record.